CAUUACCUACACGCGACACAAUCACAUAACAAAAAAUAAAUAGCCGAACAAAAAGAAAAUUUGCAAACAAAAGAAAAACUUAAAAUUACAACUUACUGGGAACCACUUAGCUAUAUGUCGUCAAUCUAGACAAAAUUGCAUUUAUCAUCGCGUCUAACGACAAUUUAAAGACAGUCGAACCGAGCAAUCAGUCUCAAUCAGUGCUGGGACAUAACACAGUUACGACGUAACUUUCAUUAAAGUUAAACAAGUGUCGAAAAAAAAAAGUUUUUUUUUUCUUUGUUUUUUUGCAAGAAAAAAAAAACAUAAAUAUUACGAGAAAGGUCUUGAGAAAAAUUAAAUAAAUAAUAAAAAAAUAAGGAAGUGAAAGUGCGACAAAAAUUUUCUUCUCUAAAAAUUUGUCAGUAAUAGAUCUGGAGUGAUACUAAAAAGUUUAAAAAAAUAUUUCUAAAAAAAAAAAAUAAUUAAAAUGCCUGAAAUAAUUGAAAAUUUGAAGCCCGCCCUCACACAAGACCAAAAAUUGGAAUUAAUUCAGGAGUUACGGGAGCUCGUUUCAAAAUCAAUUUAUACUGAAUCCCGCACAGAUGACAUCUUCCUUAUGCGAUUCUUACAUUGUUGCGAAUGGGAUGUUGAUCAAGCUUACAAACGUAUCGUCAAAAUAAUGCAACAUCGGCGCAAUCAUCCCACAUGGUUCAUCAAUGAUGACGCCACCUCCUUCAUUCCCGUCUUAAAAGAGAACAUCAAGACCGUUCUCGAGAAACGUGACAAAAAUGGUCGUCGCGUUUACGUCACAAAGCUCGGCAACAUCAAGCCACACAUCAAAGCAAGUGACAUGGCACAACUCGACGAUUUAUGGUUCAACACAAUCUUAGACGAACCAGAAACCAUUGAAAAGGGCGUAAGCGUCAUCAUUGACAUGAAAAACGCUUCUUGGCGCAUCAUGAAGUUACUUUCGCCAGGAAACAUCAAAACAGCAGCCACUUCUGCAGAUUUGACGCCAAUUUCUCACAUGGAGUUUCACAUUGUCAAUUCGUCGGCAAUUUUGAAUUCAGCUGUUACAUUGAUUUUUCCAUUUUUGGGACAACGAUUGAAGGAUCAGGUGCACUUCCAUCACUCGAAUAUGAAGUCAAUGCAUGAGUUUUUGGGACGUGAAUGCUUACCGGAGGAAUAUGGCGGCGAACCUGGAAGCAAAAUCGAAUAUGAGCAAUUGCAUAAACAGCUGACGAUCGAUUUCGGAAAGGGAGUUGAUUAUAAAUUGAAUUCUGUGGAAAAUAUUACGCAAGAAGCGAUGAAAGAAAAUGUGAAACCAGCUAUUGCUACUAGAUAAGAAACCAAAAGAAACAUAGAUUAAGGGAUAAACAGGAAUUGAAAUGAGCUGUGUGGGAGAAUUUUUAUAUUUUUUCGUUCGUUUAAAUAAAUGUAGUUUUUCAAUAAAAUCUAAAUAUAAAUAAAUAUAUAAG
Messenger RNA from Culicoides brevitarsis, 1460 nucleotides. RefSeq names its product alpha-tocopherol transfer protein-like. The record is from RefSeq and is a predicted model, not a curated record. NCBI's taxonomy places the organism in Eukaryota, Metazoa, Arthropoda, Insecta, Diptera, Ceratopogonidae. The transcript has 3 exons. Gene Ontology annotation, cellular component: membrane. Bases 470 to 1327 code for a protein of 285 amino acids. Gene Ontology annotation, molecular function: phosphatidylinositol bisphosphate binding.